AGUGACUUUAUCUCCUGGCCCCGCGGGUUCUGGGUCCGCCCCCAGAGACACCCCCCGCACCAAGGCCAUGGCCACCCGCUGGGGCAUCUGCUCCGCCGGCAAAAUCAGCCAUGACUUCCUGGUGGCCCUGAAGACUCUCCCGGCCACAGAGCAUCAGGCUGUGGCAAUCGCUGCGCGUGAUCUCUCCCGGGCUCAGGAAUAUGCCCAGAAACACGGGAUCCCCCGAGCGUACGGGAGCUACGAGGAGCUGGCGCGGGACCCCGACGUGGACGUGGUCUACGUGGGGGUCAUACACCCCGAGCACCUGCCCGUGGGGCGGCUUUUCCUGGGGGCCGGGAAGCCCGUGCUGCUGGAGAAGCCCCUGGGGAUGAACGUGGCAGAGGUGAGGGAGCUGGCGCAGCUGGCCCAGAGCCAUGGGGUCUUCCUGAUGGAGGCCUACUGGACCCGAUUCUUCCCAGCCUCGGAGCGGCUCCACUCCCUGCUCUCCCAGGGAGCGCUGGGGGAGCCGAAGGUGGUGAGGAUCGAGUUCGGGGCGCCCGUCUCGGGCUGCCCCUGGGUGGUGCAGAAGGAGCUGGGGGGCGGCGCCCUGCUGGACAUUGGCUGCUACUGCGUCCAUUUCGCCACCAUGGUCUUCGGGGAGGAGAGACCGGAGUCCAUCCUUGCCUCGGGCUUCCUCCAAUCCACCGGCGUUGAUGAAACGUUGUCCAUCAUCCUGAACUACCGGGGAAAGCGCCAGGCCGUGAUCACCUGCUCCAUACUGACCUGGCUGCCCAACCAGGCCGCCAUCAGUGGCACCAAGGGCAUCAUCCAGCUCCCGUCCCAGAUGUGGAGCCCAACUGAGCUGGUGGUGAAUGGGCAGCAUGAAGAGUUCCCCCUGCCGCCCCCCCCCUCCCAGCCCCUCAACUUCCCCAAAAGCACCGGGCUUCGUUACGAGGCCCAGCACGUGCGCCAGUGUCUGCUGAAAGGCCUGAAGGAAAGCCCCCUGGUGAGCUUGGCUCACUCCGAGCGGGUGGCCUCCAUCCUGGAUGAGGUGCGGCGGCAGGUCGGGGUGACGUACGCCCAGGAUCGGGCCUGACUCCGGCUGACUCCAAUCCUAACAUACUGUAACACGGUUAUUUAACCAGUUAUAUUCCACCACCUUAAUUGGUUUACACCCAACAAAAUUAAUUAUACAGCAGCCAGAAACAAUCACAGAACCAGACAGAGACCAUGCAAAUAAACAUACAAAACAAUACAGAAGUGAGGAUUUCACAACUCCAUCUGUACAGACAGACAGGUUUCCCAGCUGUGUCUAUGGAUAAGUGAGUUCUCACCCAGACAAAAAACUAUCAAAGUAAAUUUCCUUUUCCCUGUUCUAGGCUUUUCCCUUUAUCUGGAGGUGAUAGAUCGGAUCACCUUCCUAACAGCCCCAGAUUGCCUUAUUUCAGUAUGACUGUCACAGUGAGACACACAGAUA
This is a messenger RNA of Chrysemys picta bellii (western painted turtle), 1456 nucleotides long. NCBI's taxonomy places the organism in Eukaryota, Metazoa, Chordata, Testudines, Emydidae. The record is from RefSeq and is a predicted model, not a curated record.